CACCAUGUCGGUGUAUGUGUGACCGCGAGCGAAGAUGUGACAAGUGAUCUGUGCGCAUGUGUGUGUCAAGUGCAGUCCCUUCGAAGGACACGUUUCCCCGGACCUCUCACCUCGAUACAUCGACUAUUAUGAUCAAAGAAUAAAAUGUCCGCAAAGUCCCGAGGAUGCACGAUCCUACGAUGCUUGGUGUUGCAGCAAUUAGUUCUCGUGACAGACAUUUUGGGGCAGGCGAGGCCUCCCCCCCGACCGUCCAGGCCCCCCGGUCCCCCGGGCCUAGUGCACCCCCGCAUAGGUAACCCCCCCUACCAGAAGCACCUGAACCCCUAUCACACGCCGCCCCCCUACUCGCGCUACCGCGGGGGUACCGCGUCCCCCUUCAAUCACAAAAACGCCCUCAACCCACCCUCUAGUCCUAGUUUACCUGAAUUCUCUAAUCAUAAGGCUAAUAGUAAGUACCGGCAACCCAAUGCACCGCCUCGGCGACCCCCCAACAAAUACUUCAAACCCUCCACUCGCGGGCAAGAGAAAUACGUCCCCUACCCGCAGACCAGCAGGCCGGAGCAGCUCCACGAGUACCAACAGAACUACUACAAACUCCAACAAUCCCAGAAGCAGUUCUUCAACCAACCCAUCAAGCAGCUCUACCAACAGCAGCAAGAACAGCUCGCCUACCACAAGCAGCAGCUCAAACUGGAAGAACAACACGCGCAGCAUUCUCAGCAGGUCUUCAGCCGCGUCAAGUACCCCGAAGACAAGCCACGCCCCUCGAGUUACAUAGUAACGCCCCACCCGGAAAACUACGAUCCCUUUACCAGCGUGAGCACCUCAGAGUACACGCUUAAUUUCGACCGGAAUCCCUUCAAAAUCGGCGGUGACACCGAGACUCCUAGCUACUACGGCAAGACCCCGAGUUAUUUGGACACCCAAACGGAGGCGUAUAGCUUUGACAGUCAGAACAACCACGCCCCCAGUGGCAACCAGACUGAGGAAACGCAACAGAGACCCUCCCACCUUCUCCACUCCGAUCUUCUCACCCCAGACCGACUGCGCCAGUUUAAUAAACUAAAGACAUCCACGCCCACCUCUUCGCCCUCCGGGCGACCUCCUGGUAACCGCACGAUCUCCACGAAUAUCUCCUUACUGAGCAACAACAUCGAUUCCAAACACAAACACCUCAUAAAAUUCGUACGCAGCCAAGCAGGGGGGUUUAAGUCCCGGGGGGACGAUGACCCCGGGGGUGGGGCGGGGGGUGGAGCCGCUGAUGCAACCGGGGGCGGGGAAAGCCCACCCCCUGCCAACCGCCGCGCAGAUCAUAACUACUUCCCCGACCCCACGGAAGAAGGCCCUCCCCCUCCUGGCAACAUCUUCUCCGUGCCGACGAGUAGACAAACAACAGCCAUCAACCACAACCGUGGCCUGACCACGAUGCCCCACAAUACCCAACUAGCAACGAUGGACUGGGGGUUGACAACGGAGCGCUACCCCCUUCGCCGGGUCUACGGACAACCAUUCUCGACCCCCGGACAAAAGAACUCGCAGUACAUGAAGCCGACGGGGUUUCGCGGGGAGCAGCCGAAGAUCGUGCGGGGGUCGCACCUGAACAACGUCACCCAUUUGAUAGGGGUGAGUCUCAACGACACUGACGCCCCUAGCGCCGAGGCGCUGCACUACUACGGGCGGCUGGCGGAUGAUGAGGAUAGGGAGGAACUGUAUCGGAUGCUCCAGAAUGUGACGCUCUUGUCGGAUAUCCGGAAGCAGAUUCUGGACUCGGUUUCGACGCAUAUGACGGAUGGGAUCGAUGUUGAGUAUCCGGAUGUUUAUGCUGAGGCCACCGAGGAUGACGACGAUUCUUUCGUUUUUGCCUCUGCGCCCAGACCGAGACCUGAAAAAUAUCCAAAAUUUCGACCACCCAUAACGGACUACUCGCCUGAGAUAAUGAUUCACUCGGAUUUGAUGAGCGACUACGAGAAGAACAGGCCGCACAGCACAAACUUAGUUGAGAUCACGUCGACGCACCGGGACUGCCGGCUGAGGUCGCGGCGGUACAUCUCGGACGGGCAGUGCACCUCGCCGCAGCCGAUCACGGAGGCGGUCUGCGCGGACAGCUGCACGAUGCCCUCCUACAUGUUCAACGAGCUCCCGGAGCCGCCGGAGGACGAGUACGUGGACGAGCCGCCCCGGAGCGUCCAGUACGCCGGAUGGCUCAGGCGCAAGAACUCCAAGAGACGCACCCGCUCGUCCCCCGCCAAGCCGGACAAGACCGACCGACAGGACUAUAUCGAGGAUUUUGAGAUGGCCGAGAUCGGCCCGAAGCCCUCCUCGAAGUGGUCCUGCGAGUCAGGCGAGACCGGGAAGAAGCGCAUCAACCUCCUCUGCAACGACGGGAGCCUCCGCCAGUACUCCCUCAAGAUCAUCGUCUCCUGCCGCUGCCGCAAGUACCUCCACGGCGCCCACUCCUACCCGCCCUCCCUGGCCUCCGCUGGCUCCUACCCGGCCUCCUACUUCACCGGCCCCGGUGACAUUGACCUCCCCGUCGAGGCCUCCGUCCCGGUCGCCUCCAGCCACCGCCCCGUCAAGACCAUCAUCAAACCGGUGCCCGUCCCCGUCUUCCCGCCCACGGGCCCGCGCGGGAAGCGGCGCUGGAAGAAGCGCAAGUACAAGUCGAAGCACCGCUAUCCGAACCACAAGCAUCACCAUCAUCACGGUCAUGGGCAUCAUCAUCAUCACGGGCAUCAUCAUCAUCAUGGGCAUGGGCAUCAUCAUCACCAUGGGAAAGGGAAGGGGAACCACAAGGGACCAGCUGGGUUCCGGCCGCUGAGCAAGCAGCACUGGGAGCAUAUCCGCAAGAAGUUGAAGAAGGUCGCGAAGAAGCAUAGGUUCAAGACGGGGGUGCGGAAGUCGUUCGGGAGUCAGACCCCGGUCUCGGAUCGGCCCAAGACGAAGGGCGAGAAACAUGGGAAGGCCGAUCGUAGGUUCGGUUUGAUUGAUUGAUGUCACUCGUAGAGGGGGAAAGGAGGUUGGAGACUGUUAGAAUUGAGGAGUGAAAUUCUGCCGGAGGUUAUACGGGUGUCC
Molecule: messenger RNA, 3072 nt
Organism: Bemisia tabaci
Lineage: Eukaryota; Metazoa; Arthropoda; Insecta; Hemiptera; Aleyrodidae
Biological process (GO): negative regulation of Wnt signaling pathway; negative regulation of BMP signaling pathway
Molecular function (GO): BMP binding
Source: RefSeq, a predicted model, not a curated record